Molecule: messenger RNA, 885 nt
Organism: Paramecium octaurelia
Lineage: Eukaryota; Ciliophora; Oligohymenophorea; Peniculida; Parameciidae
Source: the annotation of a GenBank genome assembly
AUUAAGGAUAACCAUUUUCAUUUAUACUCAUUUAGCGAAAAUGAUUAUAACUUCCUCAUAACAGAGUUCAGGAUAAAAGAUGAAAAAUUGAGUAUAUUUAAUCAAUUUACUAUUGAUAUGGAUGAAUUUUUAGAUAAGGAAUAUUAUCUGGGAGGUCAUUUUGUUGAAAUUGAAGUAUUAUCAACUACAUUAGUGGAUGAGCUAUUUCAAGGGAAAUUUUUGUUUUUUGCCAGAAAUGGUGCUCAUUAUGGAAUCAAUUUUAAUUUCACUUGCUAAGAUCUAAGAUGUGAAUUAAAAGAUCAAGAAGUUUUUGCAGUUAUCUAAGGUUAUCAUGACUUUGCUUUGUUUGAGAGCCAUACUGUGAGUAAUAUUCCCACGAUAAGUUUGUAGAAUGAUUUGCUAUUAAUUGUAUAUUGCUAUUGGGCAAACGACGAUAAAAUUUUGGCUGCUUAUCGGCUUCCAAAGAAUAAUUAGAAACACGUUCCUAUUCUAUUCUUUGGAGCACUUGAAUUUUCAAAUGAUUAUCUUAGGAAAGAAAAGUAAUUGAUUUCCUAUCAAUUGAAUAAUAAGGUAAAUAUCAUUCUAAUUUCAUAGGAAUAUGUCUUGCUUAAUAGUUAUGACUUUAGUACACUAACAAGAUAUGAAGUUAAUCCUUCCCCCAAGAUAGUUUAUAACGGAACCAUGAAAUCAGAGGUCUUAAAUAUUUCAGUUGAGAAUCAAGAUAACAGUCAAGUGCUGUCGUUGAAUAUUGAGGUUGAGUCCGAAGACCCAGAAGAGGAUUCUCAUAUAUUGCUUUAUGCCGCAGGAGGUGCAGGAGGGGUGCUUGGUAUUGGAAUCAUAGUAUAUUGUUGUAAGAAGAAGAAAAUAGCUGAUACACUACUCUGA